CUGCGCAGACCAGUCCGCUACCGACGCAUCUUCCUGCCCCCCACUCCCCUCCCCUCUCUGUCUCCCUCUCCACUGGUCUCUCUUUCCUCCUUUCCUGUCUGACACUAGUCUACCUGAGGGGAAGUGCACAAAGCCGAUAAGGAAAUCUGGCGCGUCGGCUGGGCCCCGUGCGCGCUAUGCUGCGGUAAUAGGCCGCUGUCUGUGGUGUUUACAGGGGAUGUAGACAGAGGACAUAGAGGCACCGCUCUCCCCGACGGACCGCGCCGUGUCUGCUCUCCUCUGCCCAGCCCGCUGCAUCGCUGAGCGGCCUGCGAAGCACACAAGAUGUCGACCAGAACGCCAUUGCCCACAGUGAACGAGCGUGACACCGAGAAUCACUCAUCGGUGGAUGGCUUUGUUGAGCCACCAGCUCCCCCAACGAAGUCUGCGAGUCGUCACAGCCUGCCACGAUGUCGCAACUCUUUCACCUCCACAGACGAGCACCCUCAUAUUGGCAACUACCGUCUUCUCAAGACCAUUGGAAAGGGGAACUUUGCCAAAGUAAAGCUGGCACGACACGUCCUAACUGGAAGAGAGGUGGCGGUGAAGAUUAUAGACAAAACCCAGCUGAAUCCAACCAGUCUACAGAAGCUCUUCAGGGAAGUCAGAAUAAUGAAGAUCCUGAAUCAUCCUAAUAUAGUAAAAUUAUUUGAGGUGAUUGAAACAGACAAGACACUGUAUUUAGUCAUGGAAUAUGCAAGCGGUGGAGAGGUAUUUGACUAUUUAGUAGCUCAUGGCAGAAUGAAGGAGAAGGAAGCUCGGGCCAAGUUCAGACAGAUUGUGUCUGCAGUGCAGUAUUGUCACCAGAGGAGGAUAGUACAUAGAGAUCUAAAGGCGGAGAACUUAUUGCUGGAUGCAGACAUGAACAUUAAGAUAGCUGACUUCGGCUUCAGCAACGAGUUCACUGUGGGCAGCAAGCUGGACACUUUCUGUGGCUCCCCACCAUACGCUGCCCCUGAGCUCUUCCAGGGGAAAAAGUAUGAUGGUCCUGAAGUGGAUGUCUGGAGCCUUGGAGUUAUCCUGUACACACUGGUCAGCGGAUCACUGCCCUUUGAUGGACAGAACCUAAAGGAGCUGAGGGAGCGGGUGCUGCGAGGAAAGUACCGCAUCCCCUUCUACAUGUCCACAGACUGUGAAAACCUGCUGAAGAAGCUUCUCGUGCUUAACCCCGUCAAACGAGGCAGUUUGGAGCAAAUCAUGAAGGACCACUGGAUGAAUGUGGGCCAUGACGAGGAUGAGCUCAAACCUUACAUUGAGCCUGAAGCAGACUUCAGUGACACAUCCAGAAUAGAGCUCAUGGUGACAAUGGGUUUCCCUAAAGAUGAGAUCACAGAGUCUCUACAAAGCCAGAAGUACGACGAUGUCAUGGCUACCUACCUGCUGCUGGGCAGAAAAGCUCCUGAGUUUGAAGGCAGCGAGCCUCUGAGCAACAGUAUCCUGGGUCAGCGGCAGCGACCGAACAGCGACAUCAACAACAGCUCCAGCAUUUCUCCUGCUCAUCCGAAAGUCACGCGCAGCAUCUCGGCCAAUCAGAAGCAGCGACGCUACAGUGAUCAUGGUGGGGAUGAUGAUGGUGGUGGUGUCGUAGAGAAGCCAAUCGGUCCGUCUGUGCCACCAGCAGUAUCCUACUCGAAGCGUGGCCAGGCCUUGAGCGUGGAAAGUGACCACAGGGAAGAGUGGGAUGGAGCACGUCGGCUAGAGCUCAGCACAUCAAAAGGAGAUGUUCCUGCCUCACCGCUGGGGGUGCAGGAGAGGAAGAAAGCUACAAGCGCUGUUGGGACCAAUGGUUCAAUGACUCGCAGAAAUACAUAUGUAUGUGAACGAUCAUCCACUGAUCGCUAUUCAGCUAUUCCCAAUGGCAAAGACAGCAGUUUAACUGAGGUGUCAGGCAGCACGCCAUCGACUGCAAUGAGCUCUACACGACCUCGUCACACUAAAUCCAUGUCAUCGUCAGGGCAUCCUUCAAAGACCACACUUCCCCCUAUUGAUGACAAUACAGAGCUUAAAGCCAGCUCUUCUCCGCGUGGACCGUCCACUUCUCCUUCUGCACACAGUAUUAGCACCCCAGAGAAGAACCGUUUCCCCCGGGGUACCACCAGUCGCAGCACCUUUCAUGGAGCUCAGCUCAGAGAUCGCCGCAGUGCUACUUACAAUGGCCCCCCAGCUUCGCCCACGUUGUCCCAUGACACGGGGGCUCUCGCACAACAACGUAGGGGUACCUCAACAGGGAUCAUCAGCAAGAUCACCUCGAAGUUUGUCCGGAGGGUGCCUAGUGAAGGAGAGGCCAGUGCCAGGACAGAAACACCGAGGAGCACCUCUGGUGACACUAAGGAGGACGGCGGUCGGGACUCCAAGCCCCGUUCGCUGCGUUUCACGUGGAGCAUGAAAACCACCUCCUCCAUGGAGCCUGCCGACAUGAUGAGAGAGAUCAGAAAAGUUCUGGAUGCCAACAGCUGCGACUACGAGCAGCGCGAACGCUUUCUGCUUUUCUGCGUCCAUGGCGACGCUCGCCAGGACAAUCUGGUCCAGUGGGAGAUGGAGGUGUGCAAGCUGCCUCGCCUUUCACUCAAUGGCGUGCGCUUCAAGAGGAUAUCGGGCACGUCCAUCGCCUUUAAGAAUAUUGCCUGCAAAAUUGCCAACGAGCUCAAACUGUGACGGCAGAUGGAGUCCCAGUCUGGUUACAGUUUCAUCUCAUCACUGGAUUAGUGCUGACUUACAGGACAAAAAUCAGCACUGAAGGUUCUCACCACACAGAAUCAGGGUGGACUCGGCUGGUAACGUGCAAUACUGGCCACGAAUGUACUGUACAGGGUAGUGGAUAAGAGAAAUAUCAAGAGGUUUAACCUCUGUGAUAGAGCGACAGCUAAAACAGCUAACCCCUCAUCCUUUAUUUCCCUCCAUCCAACUCCCUAUCUCUCAUCAGCCCACUGCUCCAUAUCGGAGGACGCAGUCAUGUAAAACAUGCAGUAUGCAACAGAAGAUGACCAUCCUGCAAUAAUGUUUUCAGUCUGUUUUUCUAAUCGCCUACUUUCAAAUCUACUCUUCUCGCUGAAUAACCAUUAAAUUUACUGUAAGCUAAAGUAACCGCUUUUCCACCUGUGUUAAGGCAGUAUAUAGAUCUGGCUGGAGCCCAUACUAAAAUUAUGUAAAAAGAGAAUUGUACUGUAUGCAUAACAUCUGCAGGUACUGUAUUGUAUAUUAAUUUUAAGUUCUGUACAGAAUUUUACUGUUAAUAUUGUCUUUUUUCAUGGGAUUGAUUUAUUUCCUAAUAUAAUUGAUGUCUCUUAGAGCAUUAUUCUUUCUGUGAGGUUUUUUUUUAACCCAUUCCCUUUCUUCUCUUUUUUUUCUUUUGUAAAAGCCUCCAUACAGAAAUAGUAUUUUCAGUUUUAUUUAAAGAUCACUAAAUUAUUUUGUGGAAUAUGAAGGGAUGUGUUCCCUUGCCUUUUAUGUUAUAUUUUUUGCCUAUGGAAAAGUACUAAGUUGCACCACAUAGACUUGAGUAGUAACUUCAGUUGAAACUGAAAAUGUGUUCACUUUAUUUUCUCUCAGCAGUAGGUACAGGUGAUUUUGGGGGAUCCCUGCUGCAGUUGCACAAGUAUUCCAGGGUGAAGUCUAUGAACUUGAGAGUAUGCACCUGUUUUUGUUUAUCAUGUUAGAUUGGUAGUCAUCAAUUGCAAAAUUGCAGGGUUUAAACUGAACUACUUUAGGAAGCAAAGGACUGGAUGUCUUUAUCCAAAGGACAGACAAUGCAUGAGGAAGUCAAAUGUUGAGAUUUUUGUUAUGGAAACUUUCUAAAGAGCCUGAUUAAGUCCUGCUACCAGUGUGAUUGUGCAGGUACUUGUGUAUCUCCUUGCCUUUUUUUUUUUUUUUUUUAAUUCAGUUGAUUUUAAUGUAUUUAUUCCAUUACAUUGUAAUGUGCUGCUUUGUAGAUUUGAGGCGUGCACUUUGUUGGACAAAAUAAAAGGAUUUUAUUUGUUUGUA
Melanotaenia boesemani (Boeseman's rainbowfish) is the source of this 4020-nucleotide messenger RNA. RefSeq names its product serine/threonine-protein kinase MARK1-like. Gene Ontology annotation, molecular function: ATP binding; protein serine/threonine kinase activity; tau-protein kinase activity. The coding region runs from base 325 to 2694 and encodes 789 amino acids. Gene Ontology annotation, biological process: protein phosphorylation; intracellular signal transduction; microtubule cytoskeleton organization. The transcript is spliced from 18 exons. Gene Ontology annotation, cellular component: cytoplasm. The record is from RefSeq and is a predicted model, not a curated record. NCBI's taxonomy places the organism in Eukaryota, Metazoa, Chordata, Actinopteri, Atheriniformes, Melanotaeniidae.